GGGGAGGCGGGGGAAGGCGGGGAGCCGGGUCGCCGGCGCUCGGGUCCGCCUCUGAUUGCGGCGCGGCGGGGCGAUGUGUGAUUAUCAUGGCGAGGAGUCUCUGUCCGGGGGCCUGGCUAAGGAAACCCUAUUACCUCCAGGCUCGUUUCUCAUAUGUGCGGAUGAAAUAUCUUUUCUUUUCCUGGUUGGUGGUUUUUGUUGGAAGCUGGAUUAUAUAUGUGCAAUACUCCACCUAUACAGAACUCUGCAGAGGAAAGGACUGUAAGAAAAUAAUAUGCGACAAGUACAAGACUGGAGUGAUUGAUGGGCCUGCAUGUAACAGCCUUUGUGUAACAGAAACUCUUUACUUCGGAAAAUGCUUAUCUACCAAGCCGAACAAUCAGAUGUAUUUAGGGAUUUGGGAUAAUCUACCAGGGGUUGUGAAAUGUCAAAUGGAACAAACGCUUCAUCUUGAUUUUGGAACUGAAUUGGAACCAAGAAAAGAAAUAGUGCUAUUUGAUAAACCAACUAGGGGAACUACUGUACAGAAAUUCAAAGAAAUGGUCUACAGUCUCUUUAAAGCAAAAUUGGGUGACCAAGGAAACCUCUCUGAACUGGUUAAUCUCAUCUUGACGGUGGCUGAUGGAGACAAAGAUGGUCAGGUUUCCUUGGGAGAAGCAAAGUCAGCAUGGGCACUUCUUCAAUUAAAUGAAUUUCUUCUCAUGGUGAUACUUCAAGAUAAAGAACAUACACCCAAAUUAAUGGGAUUCUGUGGUGAUCUUUAUGUAAUGGAAAGUGUUGAAUAUACCUCUCUUUAUGGAAUAAGCCUUCCAUGGGUCAUUGAACUUUUUAUUCCAUCUGGGUUCAGAAGAAGCAUGGAUCAGUUGUUCACACCAUCGUGGCCCAGAAAGGCUAAAAUAGCCAUAGGACUUCUAGAAUUUGUGGAAGAUGUUUUCCACGGCCCCUAUGGAAACUUCCUCAUGUGUGAUACUAGUGCCAAAAACCUAGGUUAUAAUGAUAAGUAUGAUUUGAAAAUGGUGGACAUGAGAAAAAUUGUGCCAGAGACAAACCUGAAAGAACUUAUAAAGGAUCGUCACUGUGAGUCUGAUUUGGACUGUGUCUAUGGCACAGAUUGUCGAACUAGCUGUGACCAGAGUACAAUGAAAUGUACUGCAGAAGUGAUACAACCAAAUUUGGCAAAAGCCUGUCAGUUACUCAAAGACUACCUACUUCGUGGUGCUCCAAGUGAAAUUCGUGAAGAAUUAGAAAAGCAACUUUAUUCUUGUAUUGCUCUCAAAGUCACAGCAAAUCAAAUGGAAAUGGAACAUUCUUUGAUACUAAAUAACCUAAAAACAUUACUGUGGAAGAAAAUUUCCUACACAAAUGACUCAUAGUUCGUUUGGACAUUGUGACCGUUGUAGAAAACUUACCACUGAAAAAGAAAAAAUUUGGCUUCUGAUUCAUAUCCCUGCCAAUUACACAAAACUCCUUUCCCCAGAUCCUAAGAGGCC
This is a messenger RNA of Rhinolophus ferrumequinum (greater horseshoe bat), 1490 nucleotides long. It is a transcript of the gene DIPK1A, whose product is annotated as divergent protein kinase domain 1A. The record is from RefSeq and is a predicted model, not a curated record. Bases 87 to 1373 code for a protein of 428 amino acids. The transcript has 5 exons. Lineage: Eukaryota; Metazoa; Chordata; Mammalia; Chiroptera; Rhinolophidae.